Molecule: messenger RNA, 2115 nt
Organism: Etheostoma cragini (Arkansas darter)
Lineage: Eukaryota; Metazoa; Chordata; Actinopteri; Perciformes; Percidae
Gene: kcns3b
Product: potassium voltage-gated channel, delayed-rectifier, subfamily S, member 3b
Exons: 2
Coding region: 165-1664 (499 amino acids)
Biological process (GO): protein homooligomerization; potassium ion transmembrane transport
Cellular component (GO): membrane; voltage-gated potassium channel complex
Molecular function (GO): protein binding; voltage-gated potassium channel activity
Source: RefSeq, a predicted model, not a curated record
CCCGCCUCCAGCUCUUCUUGUCCCGUCCGUGAAGCUGCAGCCCCGCACUCCCUCCAGAGAGCUGCCGUCCAGGAUAGGACCGCUGCACUUUACAAGAAUGUAAAAACUAAACCACCUCGAUAAAAAGUUAUUUUCAUGGAAAGAAAGAUUCCAAGUACAGGACCAUGGGAUAUGGGCAAAUCCUCCACCGGCUGGGUAAAGAGGAAGACCAAGUCCACCUUAAUGUGGGAGGGGUUCGACACAAAGUGGAUCCAGACAUGCUGCUCCGCUUCCCUCACACACGCCUGGCUCGACUGCUGCGAUGCCAAAGCGAGGCGGCGAUCCUUGAGCUUUGUGACGACUACAGCCUGUCUGAGAAGGAGUACUACUUCGACAGGAAUCCCCGGGUUUUUCUCUGCGUGCUUAACUUCUACCACACGGGAUGCAUCCAUAUGAUGGAGGAGGUGUGCGUCUUCUCCUUCAGCCAGGAGAUUGAGUACUGGGGAAUCCAGGAGCUCCACCUGAGCCCCUGCUGUAGCAGGAGGAAGGAGUACAUCGACGACAGAGAGUGGGACGUCAGGAGUGACGACCAGCAGCCGCCAAGCUUAGACUCCUCCUUUGAGGAGCUCUCUGCUCUUGAUAAAGACCUGGCCAAGUUCAAAGGCACCUGGUGUGCAGAAGUGAGGAGCUACCUUUGGCUCAGGCUGGAGGAUCCAGGUCACUCAAGAGGUUCAAAGAUCAUGGCCGUGGCCUCCCUCAGCUUGGUGUUGACCUCUAUCGUUGCCAUGUGUGUCCACAGCAUGCCUGAGUUUCAGUGGGUGGACGACAACGAUAAACCCAUCGAGGACCCUGGCCUCGCCAUCCUGGAGGAAAUCUGCAUUGCCUGCUUCUCCGCGGAGUUCAUCAUCAGGAUGAUUGUCGCGCCUUCCCUCAGGAAAUUCCUCCAAAACCCCUUAAACAUCAUUGAUGUCGCUUCAAUUUUGCCAUUUUACUUCACAUUAGCUCUGGAGACAGCUGAUGAGGAGGCCGCGGAGGAGAACGAGGACUUAGAAAACAUGGGGAAAGUGGUGCAGGUUCUGCGCCUCAUGAGGAUUCUCCGAAUCCUCAAACUGGCCCGCCACUCCAUUGGACUGCGAGCGCUAGGUGCUACCAUCCGUCACAGCUACAACGAGGUGGGCCUGCUCCUUCUCUUCCUCUCAGUGGGGAUCUCCAUCUUUUCCGCCCUCAUCUACUUUGCAGAAAAGGAAGAGGAGAACACUGAUUUGGGGACCAUCCCUUCAGGCUGGUGGUGGGCCACAAUCACCAUGACCACAGUUGGUUAUGGUGACACCUGCCCGGUAACGCUGGCAGGGAAGAUAGUGGCCACGUUGUGUAUUGUCUGUGGACUGUUAGUGGUUGCUCUGCCUGUCACCAUCAUCUUCAAUAAGUUUUCAAAGUAUUAUCAAGGAAACAAAGCCCUGGAGGGACAGUGUAUUACUAAGCCUCAAAGACAAGACCCAGAGCUCCCUUACUAUAACAUCAGGGACCUGUUUACAGGAAGUGUGUAUCCCUUUCUAGGAGGUAUCGCCUACAGGAACAGUGUUAGCAGCGCAGGGGACGAUACAGAUGCCUCCAGUCUCAAGGAUAUAGAAGUGUAUGACGACACUUGUGAAAAUCGGGCAGCAAAAAAUGAGAUUCCUUUAUGACUGCAAGUCACUCUGUGCCUCUCAGGGCUGAGCGCUCCAUCACUGCCCCUGCCCCUCUGCACUGUCUUCCUCCUGCAAUUUAACAGAGAAAUAUCGUGGCCAUGAUUUCUUUUUUUUAUUUAACUUUUUUCUCCAAGGGAAUUACUUGUGAAAUAUACAUCGCUACAACCAGGAAAUCUCAAGGGAAUUAGCUGAGGCUUGCUCAGAGGUUUGAAAGCCCAUUUUCUGUCUGAGAAAACUGCAAUGAUGCAUGUAGAAGGCCAUAAUGUUAAUGUUUUUUUUUUUCAAAGUAAUGCCCUGUAUUGAUUUGUCUGCUCGCUGAAAGUUCAGACUGAGAGAAAUUGGCAAAAGCAGAGACUGACAACAACCCUGUUUGAAAAUGGUAUUAUAAAUCCAGUUGACUGAUGUUACACAGUCUGCAUGAACAAAAAUAAAUGCAUUUCAAAAGACA